CUCUGUAAUCUUUUAGAAGAGAAUAAGUUGAUAGACGUCUGGGAAGAAAUUUGUCACCCCCCUGCAACUGUUAUACUGUCUACAGUUGUGAUUGCAUGAGUGUGGCAAACCGGUAUCUCGCGGUCAGUAGGCGACCUCUCGUGACCAAACCUGGUAAAACAGUCCGUUCUGAUAUAGACUAAAAGAAUCUUUUAGGAAAACCCCUACAAGAAAAGUGGGAGGGACCUUUCCAAGUGCUGCUGACUACCUUCACCGCGGUUCGGAUCAAGGAGCGACCUACGUGGAUCCAUUACUCACGAGUCAAGAAAGCUCCGGAGAAUAAACAAGAGGAGCAGACAUCAUGAUCCUGACUUCACCGCAGAUCUUCACAACCCUGAUCAUUGGACUAAUGAUAAGUAUAGUUCUUCCCCAAGGCUCUGUCUCAAUAGACCCAUGGUCUAAUGCACACCAGUGUAUCCACCCGGAGUUGGAAACGGGACCGAAGGGGCCCUACUUUGAGGUGUAUGCCUUACGUAACAAUCAGCCAUAUGCGAGUAAAGUAUGGGAUCAGCCCUCCAUGGUAGCGUACGAGGGAGACCAAAUUCAAGUCGGGUGUCGAGAGCUUGACCCAAUAGAAGGAACAACAAGGCGGCUGGUAUUAACAAUUCAACCCUUGAUGGCAGCCUCUGAACACAACUUAAUCACCUUUAGUCCAGUGAAAAUGGGGAAACCCACUGUCUGGAUUCAGCAAAAGGGCCCAAUUUCAUGCCAGUGGAGUGACUUCAGGGGAGAUCCACCCGGAUCACAACCCCGAAAUUCAGUAGUUUUUAGAGAAGAUCCGCUUGGGGAAAUACAUCCUGAAAACAUAACCCUUGACUUACACCCUCUUCUCUUUUCUGCGGGAAAGAUUGUAGCAUCUAAUGGUCCUGAGGAAGGGAAAGCACAGUGUGAGAUGGCAUUUAGAUUGGAACAGUCGAUGACGUUCACAUGUGAAAGGGAGCUGAAAGCCCUGGAAAUGGGUUUUGGCUUCCCUAAGCGUGCUGUCGCAUAUAAGGUAGCAUUACCGGAAGACGUGAUUCCAUUGUAUCCAGAUCUAGACUUGCCCCAAGAAACCACUCCACCGGUGGUAUGUAAAGUAGUACAUAACCUAACCUUUAUAGGGCCUCAGGUGAUAAGAAAAUCUAACGAACAAAAAUUAUUGUUAGACCCCACUUAUUCCCUGAAAAAGGUGCAGAUGAACUUCCACACCGAUAUUACGUAUUUGCAGAAGGAUUGCCAACCGUUUAUAAAGCAAAGCCUUAAGGGAUGGAAUGCAUGGCUAGCAACAAGGUCUCAUCAUAGAAGAGCACAAAGAGAUUUGAGUGGGUGGAUUGGCACUGGAUUUGGUAUAUUAAACACGAUAGAUCAAGAAGUAUUAGUGAAUAAAUUAAGUACCGUCACGUCGAACUUAGGAAAACUAAAAAUGCCCCUCAGUUCAUCCAUGCUUACAUUAGCAGAAACACAAUCGCUAGUAGCAAAAUUGCUAACCAUGGUAGCAAACCACACUGAAGAGGAUUUUUUGAAGUUCGCUAACUAUACAGGGGAACUUAGCAAGGAAAUUGCAUUAGCUAUCCAGUGCCCUCAGACACAACAAUGGGUACAAUCAGUAGCGGAAGACCUUUGA
Melospiza melodia melodia is the source of this 1642-nucleotide messenger RNA. RefSeq lists its product as uncharacterized. Lineage: Eukaryota; Metazoa; Chordata; Aves; Passeriformes; Passerellidae. The transcript is spliced from 3 exons. The record is from RefSeq and is a predicted model, not a curated record. Bases 341 to 1642 code for a protein of 433 amino acids.